AUGGAGUCUGCCAUUCGAGAGGCCCCAUUCGGGCAGCUUGUUCGUCUUUUGACAAACAAUAAAUACUUCCAAUAUCCCGAAGAAAAGCCUGGUUUCAAGCUUCCUGACACAUGGAUCAAAUCGUUAAAUCUGAACGGAGAUGAAAGCGAUGAAAAGAAUAUCACCCGACUAGACUCCAACCAAAGCAAUGACAACAGUGGUACUUUAACCCGGGCCUCUACAGAAGUAUCUAUGCAAUUCACCGAAGCUCGCCUCGAGGCCGACGAACAACAUGAAAUCGAGAAACUCAAAUCCAUCCCCAUCGCUCCCAAGAAAACAGAAGACGGUUCCAUCCUCGUUGAUUGGUACUAUACCGAUGAUCCAGAGAAUCCACACAACUGGUCCAAUGGCAAGCGUGCUCUCAUAACUAUCAUGAUCUGUCUAUAUACCUUCGUCGUGUACACCACUUCUGCUAUCUACACCUCCUCAACAGAGGGUAUCAUGAAGGAGUUUGGUGUGAGCACUUUGGUCUCUACUUUGGGCUUAUCACUUUACGUUCUGGGAUAUGGUAUCGGGCCAUUGGUCUUCUCUCCACUGAGUGAAAUCCCCACAAUUGGACGCAAUCCAGUCUACAUCGUCACAAUGUUCCUCUUCGUGAUCAUCUCCAUCCCAACAGCCUUGGUGGACAACUUCGCCGGCCUGAUGGUGCUGCGCUUUCUACAAGGCUUCUUUGGCUCGCCCUGUCUUGCAUCUGGUGGUGCUUCCAUCGGAGACAUGUAUAGCCUAAUGUCCCUACCUUAUGCCAUGAUGGCCUGGGUUUCUGCCGCUUACUGUGGACCCGCUCUCGGUCCUCUUCUCAGCGGCUUCGCCGUCCCCGCAAAAGGCUGGCGCUGGUCCCUCUUCGAAUCAAUCUGGGCCUCCGCCCCAGUUUUCAUCCUGAUGUUCAUGUUCCUCCCAGAAACCAGCAGCGCAACAAUCCUCCUCCGCCGCGCCAACCGUCUCCGCAAAAUCCACAAUAACAACAACUUCCAAUCGCAAUCCGAAAUCGACCAACGCAGUAUGCAAAUCUCAGCUGUUGCCAUCGACGCCCUAAUCAAGCCCAUGGAAAUCACCAUCAAGGAUCCAGCCGUUCUCUUCGUCCAAAUCUACACAGCAAUCAUCUACGGCAUUUACUAUUCCUUCUUCGAGGUCUUCCCCCUAGUCUACCCAGUCGACUACCACAUGAACCUCGGCCAGACCGGUCUCGUCUUCCUCUGUGUUAUGGUUGCAUGUCUUAUCGGCGUCGCCAGUUACGCCAGCUACAUCUACUUCUGGAUGAACCCCCGCAUCCGCCGCUUCGGCUUCCCCCAGAAUGAGAAACUUCUUAUCCCCGCCCUGCCCGCCUCGUUUGGUCCUCUCAUUGGUCUUUUCAUCUUUGCUUGGACGGCUCGUGCGUCUAUUCAUUGGAUUGCGCCGACUAUUGGUAUCACCAUCUAUGGCGCUACGGUUUUCAUCGUCAUGCAGUGCAUCUUCAUUUAUGUUCCGCUCACUUACCCUAAGUACGCGGCUAGUCUGUUCGCUGCGAAUGAUUUCUUCCGCAGUGCGCUUGCGUGUGGCAGUGUGCUGUUUGCCCAUCCCUUGUUUGGGAACUUGGGUGUUGCUCGGGGUGUUAGUCUUCUCGGUGGUUUGAGUGUUAUUGGUAUCAUUGGUAUCUGGUUGCUUUACUUCUAUGGUAGCAGACUUCGUGCCAUGAGCAAGUUUGCUACCUAG
Molecule: messenger RNA, 1728 nt
Organism: Penicillium griseofulvum
Lineage: Eukaryota; Fungi; Ascomycota; Eurotiomycetes; Eurotiales; Aspergillaceae
Product: MFS transporter
Exons: 2
Coding region: 1-1728 (575 amino acids)
Biological process (GO): xenobiotic detoxification by transmembrane export across the plasma membrane
Molecular function (GO): fluconazole transmembrane transporter activity
Source: RefSeq, a predicted model, not a curated record